UUCUCCAAGCUUUCCGAUAACUCGAAGUUACCACCAUUGGUGUCUGACGCGGACUUCGACAAGCAUUGUAUAACUCUGCCACAGAUCGAUCCAGUGGUACCUGAAGUGGUGUUUCUGUGAUCCGAACAUAAUUGACAUUUAAAAGUUUGUUCCUUUUGUUUAUGGAUAUAACCGGAUGAUACGAUAACAUGGUCCCUACGGUAAAAAACCUGAUGAGGAUGGUGCUGGUCCAUCAACGAUGAGCGGCUCAGCCUAUUUCUCGGAUUUCACGAGGCCAGGGGCCUAACGAUGCGCGAAGAAGAAUUAGAAGUAGCCCUUAAGGUGGUGAUUGUGGGCAAUGGUGGUGUCGGCAAAUCGAGCAUGAUUCAACGAUACUGCAGAGGUGUUUUCACUAAAGACUAUAAGAAAACGAUAGGUGUAGAUUUCCUAGAAAGACAAAUAGAGGUAGAUGGUGAAGAUGUCCGAUUGAUGUUAUGGGACACAGCUGGACAAGAAGAAUUUGAUGCCAUUACCAAAGCUUAUUACCGCGGUGCUCAGGCAUGUGUUCUGGCAUUUUCUACCACAGAUAGAGACUCCUUUGAGGCGGCUCAUUCGUGGAAAUUGAAAGUUGAAAAUGAGUGCGGAGAAAUUCCAACUGUGAUCGUUCAAAAUAAGAUUGACCUUCUGGAUCAGUCAGUUGUAAAUCCAGAAGAAGUUGAUUUGCUCGCUCGCGCGCUAGGUUGCAAACUUAUAAGGACCUCAGUGAAAGAAGACCUCAACGUGGCAGCAGUAUUCAGACACCUAGCCUCAAAAUGUUUGGCAGAAUUACACGAUACCAACGAUUUCGAUUACAUCACGGCGCCUAACCAUCACCACCUCCCCAACUCUCUAACAAUCAGUGCCUUUAGUCCUAGUCAUUCUUCCAAAAACCAUAAUAAUGGAACUAUAGUGUUGCGACCUAAUAAACAUCACAAAAAAAAGAAGAACGUUCUGAAGAACGCUUGUAAAAUUUUGUGAUUCUCGAGUUCAAAUAAGUGAGUUAUUGAUCACCAUGUAUAGUGUACUUAGUUUCGUUUUACCCUACGCGCAGGACGAUUUCAAACCAAUUUAGGUUAUAUUCGACAGGCCAAAUGGUGAAGUGCUAAUAUAACUCUAGGUUUAUUUAUUUUACUACACUAGGAUUGUUUUCUUACGGAGAAAGUAUCCGAUAAAUUUCCUUCAUCCAAUUAUGAUGAUUCCGUAAAGUUUGAAAUUCAUACUCUUUUGGAAUUUUGAAUCCGUUAAUUCUUUCGGAUACCUUUAUGAAAAUGUGUGAAUAUAUAAUUUUUCGAUUCAAUAAUAAUCAUCUGUGUUUGUGCACUUCAGUUUUUUUUUUCUUGAACUUAUUACGGGGGGUAGUUGAAAAUGAUCUGAUGUUGUUUUGUAAUGUUUGUAUAAUGAUUAUUUUAUUUUAUUCUGUGUGUUCUUAUUGAAAAUAUUGAAGAUAAAGUUAUUAACAUAUUAA
This is a messenger RNA of Coccinella septempunctata (seven-spotted ladybird), 1483 nucleotides long. It is a transcript of the gene Rab23, whose product is annotated as ras-related protein Rab-23. The coding region runs from base 289 to 996 and encodes 235 amino acids. Gene Ontology annotation, molecular function: GTPase activity; GTP binding. The record is from RefSeq and is a predicted model, not a curated record. NCBI's taxonomy places the organism in Eukaryota, Metazoa, Arthropoda, Insecta, Coleoptera, Coccinellidae. The transcript is spliced from 7 exons.